This is a messenger RNA of Volvox carteri f. nagariensis, 1174 nucleotides long. RefSeq lists its product as uncharacterized. The coding region runs from base 468 to 860 and encodes 130 amino acids. The transcript has a single exon. Lineage: Eukaryota; Viridiplantae; Chlorophyta; Chlorophyceae; Chlamydomonadales; Volvocaceae. The record is from RefSeq and is a predicted model, not a curated record.
GUCGUACUGCCUCUUACAAACUAUGUUCUACCUUAGACACCUGUCCCACAUCCCACCUGCAAUGUCAUCAACCGCCACCCCUUUAACAGCAGCUGCAAGUCAUCAGUCCCAGGCACAAGCCAUGGGAUUAACCGUCCAGCAGUACCAAAGCCUUGGUCUUCACACACCGUCGCCCACCAGCAUCACAACACAAUGUCGCGCCACCUGACGCCCCGAUGACGAACGAACCCCAAAACAAGAGGCAUACCUUAAUGAUAUGUCCAUCAUGCCAUGUGACUGGCCUACCACAAUCGGAGAAUGCUCAAGACUCCUAAGCAACAGGUCAGCAGAAAAUGAAGACUUCAAGAACAAAUACAAUGAAAAACCUGCAUCAGGCAGGCAGCGUGCAGCUCUUCACUCGCGGGGAUCAUCCAUGGAAGAAAUAGACAAACUUACCAAAAGCCAGGCCAGCAAGCUCAUGGACAGUCAUGCAGCAGGAGAACAGGCCACUGCAACACAGCUUGCUCAGUUGCAAAGGCUCAAUGUACAGCUGCCGCAGCAACCACUAUUCAAGAGGGAUGCGUCGGCACUCAUUUCACAAAACUCCGUCAAAGCACAGGCUGCAACGCCAUCACGAAACGCCAUCUCCUCAAGAAACUGACACGGGUCAACGAAUCACAGAUGAGCAGCUGGACGUCAUGAGGCUGGCGCAAGCCUCAACACUCAUCGCCGCACUCACAUCGAAGCGCAACAACGGUGGCCACAAGACAAAUAGCAAAAUUAACCACUACGAUGACAACCUACAAGGCAAAGGUGGUGGACCAUCCCAAAAUGGUGCUGGUGGUGCUUCUGCAGCGGCAAAUGCGUCACAAACAGCGUAGAGAUUUAACAGUUGAGACAGACGUACAUGUGCAAUGAUGCUGGGCCAAAAAAUAGCUAUGUAUUCCUGCCGGUGUAGAGUGCUUAUUGGUUGAUGAUUGAGUGAGCGGCUGCUGCCGUAUGCAUGCAUGUCUUGCGACAGCAGUUGCAUGAAUGCAAUCCUAUAUGCACCAUUCGGAAGCUUCGUUGAAUGGUUUGGGACUCUGUGAUGAUUACUUGAUGCAUAGUCGCCAUAACGACACUGCUACAUGUGGUUUGGUGGGUAGUCAACGCAUGCAAGUAUGGCUACUUUACACACGCACUGGUGCAUGAUGUG